Dromiciops gliroides (monito del monte) is the source of this 2850-nucleotide messenger RNA. Its product is annotated as zinc finger protein 260-like. Lineage: Eukaryota; Metazoa; Chordata; Mammalia; Microbiotheria; Microbiotheriidae. The record is from RefSeq and is a predicted model, not a curated record. Gene Ontology annotation, biological process: regulation of transcription by RNA polymerase II. The coding region runs from base 79 to 2037 and encodes 652 amino acids. The transcript has 5 exons. Gene Ontology annotation, molecular function: DNA-binding transcription factor activity; RNA polymerase II cis-regulatory region sequence-specific DNA binding.
CCUUCAGUUUCAGUAGUUCAGCUUCUGCCUCCCCCUGGCUUUUGGGCUCCUGACUGGCGGGAGCUACCAGGCAGAGCCAUGGCUUCCGGGCCCCAGCCUGUGGAAUCUGUGACGUUCAAGGAUGUGGCUGUGCCCUUUACCCCAGAGGAGUGGCGGCUUCUAGACUCUUCUCAGCAGGACUUGUACAGGGACGUGAUGUUGGAGAACUACAGGAACCUGGUCUGCCUGGGCCUGGUGAUUCCCACGCCAGCGGUGAUCUGCCAGUUGGAGCGAGGGGAAGCCCCUUGGAUGCCAGAGGGAGAUGCCUCCUGGAGCUGCUGUGCCGAUUGGGAAGUGAUAGCUGAAGCCAAGGAGCCCACUGCAAAGCUUGAUGUUACUUUGAAAGGAAUCGAUGAGGGAAGAUUGCCAAGGCAUCAUCAAGCCUAUGUUACCAACCAGGGAGAAGCUUUAGAAUGUGAUGCCCCAUUGGAGAGAAGGCAGAACAACAUGGAUGAAUCUUCUAGAUUUCAUACUGGAUUGAAACCUCAUAAAUGUAAUGAAUGUGGGAAGACCUUCUGCUGGCUCAAUGAUCUUAAUGUACAUCAGAAGAGUCAUAGUCAAGAGAAACCCUAUAUAUGUAAUGAAUGUGGGAAAGCCUUCCGGUUUAGUGGGCACCUUAUUCUACAUAAGAGAGUUCAUAGUCAAGAGAAACCUCAUAAAUGUAACAAAUGUGGGAAGACCUUCUGCUGGCUCAAUGAUCUUAAUGUACAUCAGAAGAGUCAUAGUGGAGAAAAACCCUAUAUAUGCAAGAAAUGUGGGAAGUCCUUCCUCCAGAGGUCGAACCUUAGUCAACAUCAAAAAGUUCAUAGUAGAGAGAAACCUUACAUAUGUAAUGAAUGUGGGAUGACUUUCCAACUUAAUUUGCACCUUACUCUACAUCAGAGCAUUCAUACUGGAGAGAAACCUCAUAAAUGUAAUGAAUGUGGACUAGUUUUCUCUCAGAGUUCACAACUUAAUCGACAUCAAAGCAUUCAUACUGGAGAGAAAGCUUAUAAAUGUAAUGAAUGUGGAAAGACUUUUAGCCGGAGCACAGGACUUACUAACCAUAAAAGAAUUCAUACUGGAGAGAAAUUUUAUAAAUGUAAUGAAUGUGAUAAGGCUUUUCUUAGGAAUACACAGCUUACACAACAUCAGAGAAUUCAUACUGGAGAGAAACCUUAUAAGUGUAAAGAAUGUGGGAAAGCCUUUUAUCAGAGCUCACAACUUAAUCAGCAUAAAAAAAUUCAUAGUAGAAAGAAGCCUUAUGAAUGUAAUGAAUGUGGGAAGGCUUUCUUAGAAAGGAAUAAACUUCGUCUGCAUCAGAAAGGUCAUACUGGAGAAAAACCUCAUAAAUGUAAUGAAUGUGGGAAAGCCUUCCUAGUGAAGAAAGUCCUUAUUGAACAUCAGAGAAUUCAUACUGGAGAGAAACCUUAUAAAUGUAACGAAUGUGAGAAAACCUUUCGUCAGAGCUCACUGUUUAGGCGACAUCAGAGAAUUCAUAUCGUAGGGAGAGCUUAUGAAUGUAAUGAAUGUGGCAAGGCUUUUUUUGAGAGGAACGCACUUAAUCAGCAUCAGAGAGUUCAUGUUGUAGAAAAACCUUAUAAAUGUAAUGAAUGUGGGAAGGCCUUCCUAGAGAAGAAAGGCCUUACUGAACAUCAGAGAAUUCAUACUGGAGAGAAACCUUAUAAAUGUAACGAAUGUGAGAAAACCUUUUGUCAGAGCUCACAAUUUAGGCGACAUCAACGAAUUCAUACCAUAGGGAAAUCUUAUAAAUGUAACGAAUGUGGGAAGGCUUUCUUAGAGAGGAAAGAACUUAGUCGGCAUCAGAGAGUUCAUACUGGAGAGAAACCUUAUAUAUGUAAUCAAUGUGGGAAGGCCUUCAGUUCUAAGGCAUAUGUUAUUCUACACCAGACACUUCAUACUGGAGAGAAAUCUUAUGAAUGUACAAAAUGUGGAAAGGUCUUUGGUCUGAAGAUCUACCUUAUUCGGCAUCAGAAAAUUCAUAUUGGAUUGGACUGAGGCCUUAUCAGUGUAGUGAAUGUGGAAAGACUUCUAGACAGGAAACUACUUAUUUGCCAUCAAAGGAUUCACACAGGAGGAAUUACCACCUUAUUGUAGCAAAUGUAGGAAGACCUUCCUAGAGUGGAAAUAACUUGCUUAAUAUCAGUAUAUUCCUAAUUGUCCUAAUGAUGAAGAAGUUCAUAGGGUGUUACAAUGAAUCAUCUUCCUGUAUGAGAAUAUAAACAGUUUAUCCUUAAGUCCUAUAUGAUUUCUGACUUUUAUUUACCUUGAGAAUGCUUCUCUUGACAAUGUUUGAAUGUCAAAGUUUCUAUUUACCUCCAGUCUUUUCAUCAGGAAUGCUUUAAAGCUUUGUCUUUCAUUAAAUGUUCAUUUUCUCCCCUGUAGGAUUAUACUGUUUUGAUGGGUAUUUUAUUAUUAGUUGUAACUUAGCUCUUUUGCCUUAUGGAAUAACAUAUUCCAAGCCUUCUAAUCCUUUAGUGUGGUAGCUGCUAAAUCUUGUGUUUUCUGACUGUGGCUCCAAGGUAUUUGAAUGGUUUCUGGCUGCUCUCAAAAAUAUUUUCUCCUUACCUGGAAGCUCUGGAUUUUGACUAUAAUAUUCCUGGGAGUUUUCAUUUUGGAAUCUCUUUCUGGGAGUGGUCACUGGAUUCUUUUAAUUUCUAUUUUGCUCUCUAAUUCUAAGAUAUUGGGGAAGUUUUCCCUCUGUAAUUUCUUGGAAUAUGAUGUCUAGGCCCUUUAAAAAAAUAUGGCUUUUAAGUAGUCCAAUAAUUUAAAAAUUAUCUUUAAUCUAUUUUCCAGGUCAUUUCUUUUUGC